AUGGCUGAAUCUGACACAACAACCGUAGAUGUUAGAUAUCGAUAUGUUCUAAAACGUAAUAGUGCCGAAGUGAAGGUAAGUCUGGAUCCCAAGGAUUGGAGACAACAGGACUACUACCGCGUCAACGACUCCGAAGAAACCAUACGCUCUGCUUACCGGCAAAAGGUCCUGCAUCACCACCCGGAUAAACGCAAGGCCAAAGGCCCGGAAAUCAAAGCGAACGACGACUACUUCACGUGCAUUACGAUGGCGUACGAAACCCUGGGCGACCCAAAGAGGGGGAAAUCGUACGACUCCGUCGAUCCAGAGUUCGACGACGGCCUACCGAGCAGCCACGAAAUAAAAAAAGAUUUUUAUGGAACGUGCGCGUAUUACUCCGAGCUCAACGGUAGAUGGUCGGAGAAAAAAAAACGUGCCCAAAAUCGGUGGUCCCCGAUCAACCAUCGAAGAAGUCGGGAAUUUCUAUAA
Messenger RNA from Coccinella septempunctata (seven-spotted ladybird), 468 nucleotides. RefSeq names its product dnaJ homolog subfamily C member 2-like. The record is from RefSeq and is a predicted model, not a curated record. Gene Ontology annotation, cellular component: cytosol. The transcript is spliced from 2 exons. Gene Ontology annotation, biological process: 'de novo' cotranslational protein folding; regulation of translational fidelity. Bases 1 to 468 code for a protein of 155 amino acids. NCBI's taxonomy places the organism in Eukaryota, Metazoa, Arthropoda, Insecta, Coleoptera, Coccinellidae. Gene Ontology annotation, molecular function: ribosome binding; Hsp70 protein binding.